CGUAUCCCUGCCCAAUCGGUCGUUGCCACUUUAAACUAUCACGGAAUUGGAGGGUUUUAUCUUGAGUCACAGCUGCUAAACGCUGACUCAUCGCCCGCUUGCUCGGUUCCUUGUUCGGAGGUUCAUUCACUUUUAAAUGCUGUUCCCGCACCUUGGAGAUGUGACUGACGGUCAGACGAUCGAGGCUUCACGUUCAGUAACUGGGUGGACACCGCUGAAGACCGUCGUGUAACAGCUGACUGCAGGCGUUUACCAUGGCGCUGAUAAACCACGUGCUGGCUGCUGUUUUUGGAAUGGGGUCAUGGAUAGCUAUCAAUGGCCUCUGGGUAGAACUACCUCUCAUUGUGCCAGAGAUCCCAGAAGGCUGGUACCUCCCUUCCUACCUCACCAUCAUCAUCCAGUUCGCCAACGUGGGCCCUUUGUUUGUCACCCUCAUGCACAAGUUCUCGCCCAGGAAGCUGAAUGAGUCAGGUGUGAUCUAUGGCAUUGUGUGUUUAGGCAUCGUGGCCUGCUUUCUCCUGCCUUUCUUCUGGAAAGUGACAAGCGUGUUUGCUGGUGGGCUGCACAGCACAGCUCUGCUGGUCUUGGCCUUUUUCCUCUCGCUGGUGGACUGCACAUCUUCCGUGACCUUCCUGCCCUUCAUGACCCACCUGCAGCCCAAGUACCUGACCAGUUAUUUCAUUGGGGAGGGCCUCAGUGGGCUGGUCCCGGGCCUUGUCGCAUUAGGCCAAGGUGUCGGGGUCGUUAAGUGCGUCAACGCAACCACAAACGCGACCGGCAGCGUGCCUUGGAACUCGACUGAGGGUGACAGCACCAGCUACAGUAUUGUAGCCCACUACCAGCCAGCCAACUUUCCCCCCGAGGUCUUCUUUUUCUUCCUCAGUGGUGUGAUGGCCAUGUGUUUGGUGGCAUUCAUUCUCCUCAACUGUCUCCCACAGUCCCAUCACCAGCGAGCAACCAGCACAUAUGUUAAGCAGACAGAAACUGCCAACGAAGGGGCGGAGUUGAGUAAGACGGAGGUGGCAGAACAGAGGCCCAUGAUCAGCUCUCCGGACAGUCAGCAGGAAGCCAGGGUGAAAGCCAUUUCCAGGACUGGGAAGCACUCCCGCUCUGAGAUGGUACUGAUCUUCCUCAUCCUGGGGUGGGUAAAUGCCCUGACCAAUGCUGUCCUGCCCUCUGUUCAGUCCUACUCAUGUCUGCCAUAUGGGAAUUUGGCCUAUCACUUAUCUGCUGCCCUUGGAGCCAUGGCCAACCCACUAGCAUGCUUCAUUGCCAUGAUCUACCCAAACCGGUCGCUGAGGCUGAUGGGGUUCCUGACGCUCGCUGGCACUGGCGUGGGAUCCUAUAUCAUGAGCAUGGCUGCCCUGAGCCCAUGCCCCUGGCUGGCUCAGACCCAGAUUGGUAGCGCCCUCAUUGUCCUGUCAUGGAUCCUCUUUGUCGGGACAUUAUCGUACGUCAAGGUGAUGAUCGGCAUCAUUCUGCGCGAUGAGGGUCACAGUGCCCUCAUCUGGUGUGGAGCAAUGGUGCAGCUGGGCUCCAUGUUGGGCGCUCUGACCAUGUUUCCUCUGGUCAGCAUUUACAAUCUGUUCCGCUCUGGUGACCCAUGCAACACCAAGUGUCCUCUGUGACUGGCACCCGCAGGCAGAAGGAGGGUGGAAUAAAACAAAAGGGUAGCAAUAGACUGGAUAUUAUUAAAAAAAACUACAAACAUUUACAAGGACCAUGGGAGGUAACAGUGCAGAUUUCUGCUGAAAUCUCUGUCUCAAGUAACUGUACCUGGGCUCCUUCCUUUACACUGUACUCACUGUCCUAGGUAGCAAUAGAAUUUCCCUGGGGCAGAGGGAUAUCUCCCAGGAUUGUGCCAUAAUUUCGGGGGCGCUGAAAGCUAUUUAUCCUCUCUUCAUGCCUGAAGAUUCUGCAAAGGUUAGUAAACAAAUUGACACCUACCCUUAGGGUUCUUACUUACCAGAAAAGGUUCUAAUGCUUGUUAGUUGCCUUGUGUUCAAUUCAUAGAAUACUCUGAACAUUUCCCAAUUCUGUGGGAGGGAAGCAGAGUUAAAUGGAUAGUGUAUGUCUGGGGAGCGAGGGAGUCAGUAGAAGGACCUUGGUGGGAAUAUAUCCUUCAAACAAAACCAAACAUGGAAGAUUUUUAGCUCAUGUUAUGCUUCUGCAUAAUUUUAAAAUCUAAAGUUAAUUUUGAGGUAUACUGUGCCUUUCCCUGGCUCUGAUUUAUUCCCUUCUUCCUUGUGUCUUUAUCCUAACUCUGCCAUUUAUAUAGUAAGAGCUGGUUCAUGAUUCAUCCUCUCGGUUCUAGUAUUUUGGUGACGUCCGAACAUUUUAAUUAAAUACUUGACAGAUUUUAUUUCAAACUGGCUGGCAUAUAAAAAUAUGACACAAUAAAGUAUCUGUGGAGA
Carcharodon carcharias (great white shark) is the source of this 2414-nucleotide messenger RNA. Its product is annotated as riboflavin transporter 2-like. Gene Ontology annotation, biological process: riboflavin transport. Lineage: Eukaryota; Metazoa; Chordata; Chondrichthyes; Lamniformes; Lamnidae. Gene Ontology annotation, cellular component: plasma membrane. The transcript is spliced from 4 exons. Gene Ontology annotation, molecular function: riboflavin transmembrane transporter activity. The record is from RefSeq and is a predicted model, not a curated record. The coding region runs from base 255 to 1628 and encodes 457 amino acids.